Messenger RNA from Vespa velutina, 2255 nucleotides. RefSeq names its product ras-related and estrogen-regulated growth inhibitor. Bases 876 to 1544 code for a protein of 222 amino acids. The record is from RefSeq and is a predicted model, not a curated record. NCBI's taxonomy places the organism in Eukaryota, Metazoa, Arthropoda, Insecta, Hymenoptera, Vespidae. The transcript is spliced from 6 exons. Gene Ontology annotation, molecular function: GTP binding; GTPase activity.
GCGAGACAUUGCAUUGUUGGACGACGAAACGAAUUCUCUAGAUUCCUCGAGACAUGUGCGAAGCGUUCUAUUAAUGUAACGCAUCGGAUCUCCCAUGCUCUCUCUUUCUCUCUCUCUCUCUCUCUCUCUCUCUCUCUCUUUUUCCAAUUGCUUCUCCCGUUCCACCCUUCUCCUGCCUUCUUCCGUUACUUUUCCUCCUCUUUUCCUUCCUCCCGUUCUCCUUCGUUUCACCCUGCGUCGUUAAGAUGGCCGGCAGAGCGUCGCCCUGAGAAGAGAGCCGCCGUGUUUAAACCGUGCGUCGUGUAUAAGAGAGACGAGAGAGGCGGGGGGAGAGACAGAGAGAAAGGAAGCGAAUGCCUUUGCGAGAUCCUCCUCUCGAACUUGCUUCCGUUUCGAUUUCGAAUGGGAGAGACAUGAAACAUAUUGUAAAUGGGUCGAAAUACGGAAUGCCUAGAGAAGGAUUAGAAGCUAGUCUCUUAGAUGGGAUCUAGUACGUCGUAUGAAAUGUCAUCGAUACGAUCAUUCCUCCUCUUACUCUUCAGUCACUCUCUCUCUCUCUCUCUCUCUCUCUCUCUCUCUCUCUCUCUCUCUCCUUCCCAUUCCCGUUCAGAGAUUAAGUCGAUAAAGCGAAAUCGAUUCCUGUAUACGAAUGUGACGAUAAAAUCGAUAGAAAUUUACUGACGGUACGAUGAAACUUUACGUUUGCGCUUCACUCGAUUUUAACUCUUUUCGAUCGGAAAGUAUCAUAUACGGUAGUAAGAAUAACGAUCAUCCAAUAAAUUCUUCCAAAAAAGUCUGGUUUAAUAGUCCGGUAGGAAAUGUAAUGAAAUUGUAAGAGUAGUAGAGAGCAUGUUGAACAUUGAAGAUCCAACGUAAUGACGAGUGCACGGAGUAUGACGUCAAAUGCAAUUAGGGGUAUACGAAGGAAAAAGAGUUCGCUGUGCGAAGUAAAGGUGGCCGUUAUCGGAGCGCCCGGAGUUGGAAAAAGUGCGCUGACGGUGAGGUUCCUAACGAGGCGUUAUAUCGGAGAAUACGAUCACCAAUCUGAAAACAGAUACAAGCACGAAGUGCUGGUGGAUGGAGAACCAAUUCUUUUUGAGAUCUUGGACUCUUGUCCGAAGAGCGACGACGAAAUGCCUUCGAUGGAAACUUUGCAGUGGGCGGACGGCCUGCUGCUCGUUUAUUCGAUAACGGAUCGUACUUCUUUCAAUUUCGUGAGAAAAGCGAAAGAAGCUUUAGCGGUGGCUGAUCCGGAGGCUGCGAUGCCUCUUGCCAUGGUUGGAAACAAAGCCGAUAUGGUUCAUCUGAGACAGGUCAGCGCGGAAGAAGGGGAGAUCUUGGCUAAGGACUUUGAAUGUUGGUUCAGCGAAAUUAGCGCGGCAGAACAGGUCGUCCAAGUAGCCGAAUCGUUUCACGAAUUGUGUCGCGAGGUUCUCGCUGCCAGACGAAGAAACAAGCAGUCCUUGCUCGACAGGAUGCUCGGUAGCAAGGCAACGAGAACGUAUUCGAGGGGUAAAAGCGAUUCCGCGUUACCCAAGGAUUAAUAAAUACUUUACCUUUAAUAGGAUAGGAUUUUCUGUCGAUUGCGCAGAAUCGAGCAAGCAAGCGAGCGAGCGAGCGAGCGAGCGAGCGAGCGAACGAGCGAACGAGCGAGCGAGCGAUAGAGAUGAAAGAAGACUCGCGUUGCAUGCGAGUCGAUAAAAAAUCAGGCGCCAAAGAUUGUAUCAUACUGUUAAUAUUUUUUAUCCAAUACCAUUUCUACUACGUAGAACAACUACAAAUCGUGUACAAGUUUUAAUAACGCACGUUUAUAAAGUAAAUUAUCUUUUGCCAAUGGAUGAAAAACCUCGUGAUUCGUUUUAUUUCGUAGUAACAGUUUGACGGCCACAAACUAGAUACUUCAGAAGGAAGCAUCGCUUUCCCAAAGUCCGUUGAUUAAUGAGUUAUCGAUGAAUAAUUACAGCAGAGACAGACAACUGCCUUUGAUUAAAGGCUAUAGGCUUUGUCGUAGGUUGUUAAGCGGUAUCGAGAAAUAACGGCAAAGUGUUAAUAAAUUCACGACUUUGGAAAGGUCCAUCAUCGAUUCGUUUAUAAUCUUCGAUUCGAUCCAAGGCUUUUGAAUAUUAAACACAGACACCUACCACGGAUAAAAUCUGGCAAAAACGGUCAAAGCUGUAACGAUCGAUUUAUAGAUAUUUAUUUUGUACUUACAAUAAGAAAAUGUGAAAUAAAUAUUUUACUUAUUUAUUAUAGUA